AUGAGCGACGACUGGAGCAGCGUCACGAAGAUCGGCUCCCGCACUCGCGGCGGCGCGGCUGGACCCCGCGAGACGGUCGUCAAGGGCAAGAGCGCGCUGAACGCAGCACAGCGAAGCGGCGGUAUCGUAGCAACAGAGAAGAAGUUUGCCACUGCUAAUGCUGGCGCCUCAUCCGAAGGCCAGCGCCUCACCAAAGUGGACCGCUCCGACGACAUCAUCAAGCCCAAGACGGUGGGCAUCGCUGUCGGCCAGGCCAUCUCCAAGGCGCGCUCCGAAGCCAAGAACGACAAGGGCACCACCAUGACGCAGAAGGACCUCGCGACAAAGUGCAACAGCACGCCGACUAUUAUUGCUGACUUUGAGCGCGGCUCUGCGACGCCCGACCAGAAGCUGUUGGGUACCAUGGAGCGUGUGCUCAAUGUCGUCCUACGGGGUGACAAGAUUGGUCAGCCCAAGUUUCCGAACAAGAAGAAAUAG
This is a messenger RNA of Didymosphaeria variabile, 477 nucleotides long. It is a transcript of the gene MBF1, whose product is annotated as multiprotein-bridging factor 1. Gene Ontology annotation, molecular function: DNA binding. Gene Ontology annotation, cellular component: nucleus. The coding region runs from base 1 to 477 and encodes 158 amino acids. The transcript has 2 exons. The record is from RefSeq and is a predicted model, not a curated record. Lineage: Eukaryota; Fungi; Ascomycota; Dothideomycetes; Pleosporales; Didymosphaeriaceae.